Molecule: messenger RNA, 3045 nt
Organism: Cutaneotrichosporon cavernicola
Lineage: Eukaryota; Fungi; Basidiomycota; Tremellomycetes; Trichosporonales; Trichosporonaceae
Exons: 5
Coding region: 1-3045 (1014 amino acids)
Biological process (GO): intracellular calcium ion homeostasis; calcium ion transmembrane transport
Cellular component (GO): membrane
Molecular function (GO): ATP binding; ATP hydrolysis activity; P-type calcium transporter activity
Source: RefSeq, a predicted model, not a curated record
AUGCUCGACCGCGCGUGGACGUACUCUCCCGCGGACGCUCUCGCGCACUACGGUACAAAUCCAAAAACCGGUCUCGACGACACACAAGUUGGCAAUAACCGCGAGCUUUACGGCGAGAAUGUGCUCCCCGAAAAGUCGCCCAAGUCGCUCUUGUCGCUCAUCCUCGCGCAGUUCGAGGACCAGCUUGUGCUCAUCCUCCUCGGCUCGGCGGUUGUAUCUUUCAUCUUGGCGCUGUUCGAGGACGCCGAGCAGAUCGGCGGGACAUGGUUGACGGCGUUCGUCGAGCCCCUUGUCAUCCUCCUCAUCCUCAUCGCGAAUGCGGCGGUUGGCGUGACCCAGGAGACAAACGCAGAGACGGCGAUCAACGCGCUGCGCGAGUACUCACCCGACGAGGCACAAGUCCUGCGCGACGGGCAGGUCGUGCGAGUCCCCGCGUCGUCGCUCGUGCCCGGCGACGUUGUGUCGGUGCACGUCGGCGACCGCAUCGCUGCCGACUGCCGCAUCCUCUCGUUCUCGUCGAGCAGUUUCCGUGUCGACCAAGCGAUGCUUACCGGUGAGAGCAUGAGUGUCCCCAAGACCGAGGCGGCUGUCAAGGACGACGCGGCGGUCAAACAGGACCAGACGAACAUGCUCUUUGCCGGGACGACGGUGGUGAACGGCGCUGCGCACGCGCUCGUCGUGUUCACUGGCGAGAAGACCGCACUGGGCUCGAUCCACCAGAGCAUUAGCGCGGAUGACGAGGACGAGAAGACACCGCUUAAGCGCAAGCUUGACGACUUUGGGGACCAGCUAGCCAAGGUCAUCUCGGUGAUCUGUUUGCUUGUUUGGCUGGUCAACAUUCGGCACUUUGGUGACGCGAGCCACCGCGGAUGGCUCAAGGGCGCGAUCUACUAUCUCAAGAUUGCCGUGGCGCUUGCGGUCGCAGCAAUCCCUGAAGGCCUGGCUGCCGUCAUCACCGCCUGCCUCGCGCUUGGGACCAAGAAGAUGGCCAAGCGCGGUGCGAUUGUCCGCAACCUUCCCUCUGUCGAGACCCUCGGGUGCACCAACGUCAUCUGCUCAGACAAGACGGGGACGCUUACGACCAACAACAUGAGCGUCGCGCGCUUCCUCACUGCGGCUACGGAGACAGCGUUCGCCGAGUAUAACGUCAGCGGCACGACGUACGAGCCUGUGGGCGCGGUCACGACGCUGGACGGGCGACACGCAGAGAGAGCCGUUCUGCGCACCGCGCCGGUCGACAAGCUCGUUGAAAUUUGCGCGCUUUGCAACGACGCCCGUGUCGCGUACCACGCUGACUCUGACUCGUACUCGGCCGUCGGCGAGCCGACCGAGGCGGCAAUGAAGGUACUGGUCGAAAAGCUCGGCGGUGUCGAUGAGCGCUGGAAUCAGACCCUCGCGGAUAUGGACCCUCGGCAGCGUGUCAUGGCUGUCAACCAGCAAUACGAGGGCGCCAUUGAGCGCUUGCUCACGUUUGAGUUCUCACGCGACCGCAAGUCGAUGAGCGUGCUUACGGGCUCGAACGACUCCAUUUCGCUUCUCGUUAAGGGCGCACCCGAGUCUGUCAUCGAGCGUUGUACCAAGGUGCUCCUCCCCUCUGGCGAGGUCGCUCUAACCGACACGCUGCGCGAGCGUCUCGCCGACGUGCUGCUCGAGUACGGACGACGGGGGCUGCGCACCCUCGCGCUCGCAUACGUGAGCGAGAGCGAUGGCGACGUGUCGAACUACAAGACGGACCGCGCGGAGGACUACGUGCGCUUCGAGCAGGACAUGGUCUUCGUCGGCCUUGUAGGUAUGCUCGACCCUCCGCGCCCCGAAGUGCGCGAAGCUAUUGCCAAGUGCCGCAUGGCGGGUAUCAGGACAAUUGUGAUCACGGGCGACAACAAGAACACGGCUGAGACGAUCUGCCGCGACAUUGGCGUGUUCGGCCGUGACGAGGAUCUGACGGGUAAAAGCUACACUGGGCGUGAGCUUGACGCGUUGAGUCACGAGGAGAAGAUCGCUGCCGUUCAGCGUGCAAGCCUGUUCUCGCGCACAGAGCCGAACCACAAGCAGCAGCUCGUCGACCUGCUCCAGGGCCUCGGACUCGUGGUGGCCAUGACGGGAGACGGUGUGAACGACGCGCCAGCGCUCAAGAAGGCGGACAUUGGCAUCGCGAUGGGCUCUGGCACCGACGUCGCCAAGCUCGCUGCUGACAUGGUGCUCGCCACGGACAACUUUGCGACGAUUGAGCGUGCAGUCGAGGAGGGUCGCGCAAUCUACAACAACACCAAGCAGUUCAUCCGGUAUCUCAUCUCGUCGAACAUCGGCGAGGUUGUUUCCAUCUUCCUCACCGUUCUCCUCGACAUGCCCGAGGCGCUCACGCCUAUCCAGCUCCUCUUCGUCAACCUCGUCACGGACGGCGGGCCAGCCAUCGCGCUCGGCUUCAACCCACCCGACAGCCAGAUCAUGCGCACCAGACCACGCGGCGCGGACGACCCGCUAAUCGGGCGCUGGCUCUUCGUCAGAUACCUCAUCAUCGGUAUCUACGUCGGCGCGGCCACGGUCUUCGGAUACGCGUGGUGGUUCAUGUUCUACGAGGGUGGUCCACAGAUCAGCUUCUACGAACUGACACACUUCCACAAAUGCAGCGAGCUCUUCGCCCACCUCGACUGCGGGAUCUUUGCGGCCUCGAGCUCGGCCGCGCGACACGGCGCGACCAUGUCCCUAUCGAUCCUGGUCGUGAUCGAGAUGUUCAACGCGUGCAACUCGCUUUCAGAGAACGAGAGCCUGCUCUCGCUGCCGCUCUGGGCGAACCCGUAUCUCAUCGUCGCGAUCGCAGUCAGCAUGGUGCUGCACUUUGCGAUCCUGUACGUACCCUUCCUGGCGACCUUGUUCGGCGUCACGCCCCUCUGCUGGGAGGAGUGGAAGGCGGUGAUCGUGAUCUCGGCACCGGUCAUCCUCAUCGACGAGGUGCUCAAGUUUGUAACCCGGACGUGUAUCGAACCUCUAUCGGAGCCAGAGCCAGAGCUUGAGCCUGAGAUGGAAAAGGCAAACGGCAAGUAUUAG